This is a messenger RNA of Cladocopium goreaui, 828 nucleotides long. The record is from the annotation of a GenBank genome assembly. NCBI's taxonomy places the organism in Eukaryota, Dinophyceae, Suessiales, Symbiodiniaceae.
AUGAACAUGGAUGAAGCAUACUCACUCAUCUGGCACAAGUAUGAGGAGAGCUUCAGCGGCCACAUCAAUACUCCAGACGGUUGUUGCUGCCAUCAGGGUGCAAAGGAAGAGGCCAACGUUCUACGCCUACAGAGAGAGAACAAUCAUUGCCACUGCUCCGUCCCUCCAGACCAGGGGAAGUGUGCCAAUCAUCAGAGUUGCUUGGACGUAUUCCGCAAAGAUGGUUCAUCCAGCUUCGUCGGUUACAAAGCCUUCUACAUGGACUACGUGCAGGAAGUGAAUCCGCCAAUGCCCAACAAUAUCGUGCUGAACUCUGGGGAGCCAUUCUCAGAGGAAAGGGAUUUCGAGGAACAUCAGGACAAGCUCUUUGGGAUGAUGAAACCAGAAGGCAAGGCACCACUGCAGCAUCUGGAAGAUGUCAAAACCGCCACAAUUUUGGCGAUGUCAGAAGACCAGCAGAUGAUACACACGGCAGAGGAGCUCCAGAUCCUACCGGGAGACACAUGUGACAUAGAUGGAGUUUCGGUAGAAGUUCAGCAUGUGGAUGGGCCGGUGCUUCAUCUAUCGCAUGAGGUUCUCUUCCAGUACCCUUCCACCUUCACUGCAAGAACACACUAUGCAACACCGAAUGCCAUCAUCGGGAAGUUGGAAGAAUUCUGGAAAGGACGAUGGUGGAGACAGUCACUUCCACCACCGUCUGAUUGGGAGAGGAUGCUCGCUUUUGCAGAGCAAUACCUUCCGAGGAAGGUUAUGCAAUGCUCUCCGAACUCAAUCGAUCGCUGGACAGAAGUGAACAAGCGCUAUGGACCUCGAUCAGCGAGGCCCUGA